Syzygium oleosum is the source of this 2062-nucleotide messenger RNA. Its product is annotated as E3 ubiquitin-protein ligase PRT1. Lineage: Eukaryota; Viridiplantae; Streptophyta; Magnoliopsida; Myrtales; Myrtaceae. Gene Ontology annotation, biological process: proteasome-mediated ubiquitin-dependent protein catabolic process. Gene Ontology annotation, molecular function: ubiquitin protein ligase activity; zinc ion binding. The record is from RefSeq and is a predicted model, not a curated record. Bases 451 to 1659 code for a protein of 402 amino acids. The transcript has 8 exons.
CCCUUUCGUCGCCGUCGAGCUUCGCGCUCUCGGUUGGAGGAGUCGGGCUCGAAAGAUGGAGGAUCGAUGGGUGGCUGUAGAAGACGCCGAGCCCGAGCCAAUCUCCGAAUCUUUCACUUGUUGCAUUUGCCUUUUGCUAAUCGACGCCGAAGUUGCGCGGACGGGGAAAAGGGACAAAUGAACUGAUACGAGAAGGGAUUUUACUCUUGCAUUCUCGCUUAGGUGUUUGGAGAGCAUCAAUCGAGCUCUAGAAAUUGCCUCGGCGGGGUCGAAAUCGGUGCUAUAUACAAUGGGGUCUUUAGAAAAAAGCUAGAUUUCGAUGGAGGGCUCCGGUAACAGGAAAUUCCUUUUGACUAUAAGUUGUGGCUUUCUUAAUGAGGGGAACUCCUUUACAAGCCAGUCGUAUUAUCUUGUGGCCAUAUCUCCUGUUUCUGGUGUGUACAUCAAUCAAUGAGUGGUUUUCGUGAAACCAAAUGCCCACUUUGUCGGCAACCAUACCUUCACUUUCCCAGCAUCUGUCUGUUACUUCACUUUUUGCUGCUUAAGAUGUAUCCUGAUUCCUAUAGGAGAAGGGAAAUACAAACUUUAGAGGAAGAAAAGAGAAUGGGAACUUUCUCUCCGCAGUUUGAUGCUCUUUCGUGGAGAUCAGGCAAUGAGGAAGAACAAAAGUUAUCCGGUUCUUCACAAUCAAGCCUGACAUGUUUGGGCCCAAACUCAACUAUGGACACUGGGUCUUCUAGAAAUGGUGAACCCCAUGCAAGUAAGGUGCAAUCAGAGCCUGUUGCAGGUAUUGAUGGUUACGGUCCAAGCAGUCCCAAACAAGACUUGAAACGAAAACAUGAUAUACCUGUUGAAGAGGAGAAUGGGCAUCUAGUUGGCUCAGACAAAAGUUGCAAGCAGAUUAUAGCAUCGGAUGUGCUCUGCACAGAAUGCAGGCAAUUGCUUUUUCAUCCCGUUGCUCUUAAUUGCGGCCAUGUAUAUUGUGAAUCUUGCAUUGUGUAUCCAGCUGAUGAAAAGCUCACAUGUCAAGUUUGUCAAAGCCGACAUCCAGGGGGAUUACCGAAAGUUUGUUUGGAGCUGGAUCACUUUUUGGAGCAACAGUUUCCUGAUGAAUAUGCUUUGAGGAGAUUAGCCGCACGGCCUAGACUGACUAUCUCAGAGAAUGAUAGCCCAAAAUCUCUAGGUAAUAGCAAAGCUGAUUCAUCUUGGUCAAUUGAUACUUCAGUGACCCAUUUGGGAGUUGGCUGCGAUUACUGUGGGAUGUAUCCAAUAAUCGGGGAUAGAUACCAGUGUCAGGAUUGUGUCGAGAAGAUUGGCUUUGAUCUCUGUGGAGAUUGCUACAAUUCCGGUUGCAAGCUCCCUGGCCGGUUCAACCAACAACAUCGACCAGAGCACAAGUUCAAACUCAAAAAGCCAAAUAACUUGCGGAACUAUAUGUUGAGGUUGGUGACGGGGCGGCCGGACUAUGGCUCCACUGCUCUCAUCUUCUCUAAUGAGGGUUUGGAAGAUGGAGUCUCAUUGAUUGCUCCCACUUCACUGAGUCAGGAAGAUGCCGCACUGAGUCAGGAAGAUGCCGAGAACAGUCUGUCGAUUAAUUUUCUUUUUGAAGAUGAUGCGGAUUCGGAACAUCAGAAUAAUUCCCAGUCUAAUUCUAACUGAAGCCCAUCUUGGAAGCAGUUUUCCCAAUCAACCGACAGUGCUUGAGGAUGGACAUCGCACUUGAGUUGAGCAAACUGAGUUUGUGAUGAUGACAACAGCGGCGGCGGCGGCAGCUUGUGCUUCCCUUGGGCUCUUUUGACCUGCGGCACGGCAAGUGCCAGAGGCAAAAGUCAUUGCGAGAGGGCUUUUAGUAGAAUGCAGAUGGGGCGCCUUUUCAUAGCCAAAAAGUCUUAUGGAAGUGUGGAAUUUCAUAAUGUAUGGAGCGGAUUAUAUAUUCCGUGUGUCUGUAUGUAAAUGUCGAGGUGCUAUGUUGUUAUGUAACGAUGACAGAAAUCACAAUGUUGUACAUUGUACAUUAACGAUGAGUAUUUCCACGAUGAUCUCGCCAGUUCUGUUUUCUGCA